AGCAUAUCGAAAGAUCAUCCUUAAUAGAAUCAGAUAUACCGGAACCCGAAAAAUCAGAUAAAGGAACGUCAUUGAUAGUCCCUAAAAAAAGAGAAAUUUCUCAAGAAGAUUUAACUACAAAUAGUGAAAAAGAGAAGAAAAUUAAAGC
Messenger RNA from Racocetra fulgida, 148 nucleotides. The record is from the annotation of a GenBank genome assembly. Lineage: Eukaryota; Fungi; Glomeromycota; Glomeromycetes; Diversisporales; Gigasporaceae.